UCAAAUGGGUUUAAAAUCAAGAAUUUGCUUUCUACUCUCAAGAAAUUAAUAGAAACGGCCACUAGAUUGUGAUUUCAAUUAUGUAUGAACUUUCAUAUUGAAUCAUUUCUAUUUCCGCUAAUAGAUGUCAUAUUUUAUUGACUACUAACUCUUUGUUCUACCGAACCCCAUAUGUAGACAAGACAGAUGACCAAGCAAAAACUGCGUUUUGAUAACGUAAAGUUCUUUGAAGAGCUUUUUCCAAGGCUUAAUCUGUUAGUUGUAGAUCAUAAAUUAAUGGUGAUGCAAACAAGAAAUGACGUAUCUAAAUCUUCUUAUGCUCUUAGUAACCAACGGCCAGCUAUAAUCCACAUCAUUCGCAUAAGCUAAUUAAUCAUAACCUACAAUUAUAUACGAAAGAAGAUCAGAAAGAUGGUAAGAAAACUGAGCUUCUACAAUGGGGAAGAAGAAGCUAAGGCUGCAAAAUCAAGGCUCCCAUGUUAUAUUGGACAAUGGGUUGUUGAAGGUGACGAUAUCAAACCCCCAAGGGUAUGUAAUUGGCAUCACGUAUGGAGGCAUGGACAAUAUAUUAGACGUAAAAUCAAGCGAAUCUAAAAGAGGAUAUUGGGAUAUCAACUGGAGUUGGCCUGGAGGCAAGGACAGAUACCAAUUGCUUAAAGGAUCUGAAUUCAAUGUCAUCAACUCAAGUGAUGACACGAUUGAGAUAUCAUUCAGGAAAGAUUUUGACCUGUCAACUCGAGGCAACAAACUUCCACUUGGUGUGGACAUAAGGUACAUAAUGAGGACUGGUAUUCCAGGCUUCUAUUGCUAUGCAAUCUACGAGCACCCAUCAGAAUGUCGAGCUUUCGAUCUUGCUCAGACAAGAAUGGUGUUUAAGCUGCGACAAGAGAAGUUCCACUACAUGGCAAUUUCAGAUGAGAAGCAAAGAAUAAUGCCAAUGCCAGAGGAUUUGCGUCCAGGCAGAGGUGAACAACUAAUUGUACCUGAGUCAGUCCUGCUUGUAAAUCCCAUUAACCCUGAUCUGAAAGGAGAGGUAGAUGAUAAGUACCAAUACUCGGAGGAUAACAAAGAUGGAGGAGUUCAUGGAUGGAUAAGUUCCAGCCCAAACAACAUAGGUUUUUGGAUAGUUUUUCCAAGCUAUGAGUUCCGAAAUGGAGGUCCUACAAAGCAAAAUCUGACAGUCCAUACUGGUCCUACAUGUCUUGCUAUGUUUCAUGGAACCCAUUACAUUGGAGAAGAUAUACUCACACAUAUCAAGGAGGGAGAGGCAUGGAGAAAGGUCUUUGGUCCUAUUCUUAUAUACCUUAACUCCACCUCAGAUGUAUCAGAGGCACACAAUCUAUGGAUAGAUGCAAAGGAACAGAGAAUGCAAGAGGAAACGGCAUGGCCAUACAAUUUUGUCUCUUCAUCUUUUUAUUUAAUGGCUAGAGAACGUGGUUCGAUUUCAGGAAGACUAUUAGUCCGAGACAGGUUUAUUUCAAGUUCUCCCAUCCCUGCAAGAGAUGCACAUGUUGGUCUAUCUGCUGCUAGAGAAGAAGGUGCCUGGCAAACGGAAAGCAAGGAAUAUCAAUUUUGGGUAAAGACAGAUUCCAAUGGAGAUUUCACUAUUAGAAACAUUAUUCCUGGAGUCUAUGGACUUCAUGGUUGGGUACCUGGAUUCAUUGGUGACUAUCUUCACAAAUCACUAGUAACAGUAUCAGCAGGAUCUUAUACCCAUCUUGGCAUUCUGACCUAUAGUCCUCUCAGAGAUGGUCCUACUGUAUGGGAGAUUGGUUUUCCUGACCGUACUGCUAAUAGCUUCUAUGUUCCUGAUGUGAAUCCGAUGUAUGUCAACAAGUUAUUCCUUCAUAGCCCAGAAAAGUUCAGGCAAUAUGGUUUAUGGGAUGGAUACAGCGAUUCACAUCCAAGAAAUGACCAAAUUUUCACUGUGGGUAUCAAUGAUCCGAAAAAAGAUUGGUUCUUUGCUCAAGUUUGCAGAAGAGGGGAAGAUGGCAAGUAUGUUGCGACAACAUGGACUAUUAAGUUCAACAUGAAAUCCUUAACUGAUGGAAUCUACCGGCUGAGGUUGUCCAUUGCAUCUGCAACACGCUCGGACUUGAAGAUUAAUGUCAACUCGAUGGAGUCGGAGUCAUCUCUGGUCUUCCAGCUGAUGGAUCUAGGAAUGGAUAACACAGUUUGUCGACAUGGAAAUCAUGGACUGUAUCGAAUUUAUACCAUCGACGUUCCAUCUUCAAUGCUAGUUAAGGGAGAUAAUAGCAUAUUUCUCACGCAGGCAAGGAAUGGAGAUGCACUCUGUGGAAUUUUAUACGAUUAUUUAAGAUUGGAAGCUCCUGAUGCUACUCCAUGAAGUUGAAAAUCUAAUCCAAUGCUAUUUUAAUUGACAUUGGUUUCGGUGUGGCCCAAAUGUAUCGUUAAAAAGGACCCCAAGUUCUUGAAAAGGGAUACUCAAAACAUUCCACUAAUCAAAGCCAAAUUUCAUAUA
Molecule: messenger RNA, 2482 nt
Organism: Cucumis melo (muskmelon)
Lineage: Eukaryota; Viridiplantae; Streptophyta; Magnoliopsida; Cucurbitales; Cucurbitaceae
Product: probable rhamnogalacturonate lyase B
Exons: 15
Coding region: 437-2347 (636 amino acids)
Biological process (GO): carbohydrate metabolic process
Molecular function (GO): carbohydrate binding; catalytic activity
Source: RefSeq, a predicted model, not a curated record